AGAAUAGAGGAGACGAGCAGAGGAGAGGAGGAGAAGGCGUAGGCAGGCUUUUAGUACAUUACACUAAGCCGCUUUAAAUUCUGCUCCCGGGGGCGACGCACAGCACAACACACACUCCUAGACACACACAUACACACAUCUACUGCUCCAGCAGCGCUUGCCGACCUUACGCAUUCUGCAGUUGUGUUUUUAAGGUGUUUUCUUUGCCCCGUUCUCAUUUCUAAACCCCAUGGCGAACUACAUCCACGUCCCCGACGGCGCUCCUGUCGUGCCCAAGCUGGACGUGACCGUGGACGAGCACGACUACAGACCGGGCGCGCUGCGGCUCAUCCGGGCGCUCAGACCUCACUGGAAACCGACCGAGGUCCAAAUGAAGACUUUCACCGAUGGCAUCACCAACAAGCUGAUUGGCUGCUACGUGGGUAGGUCCCUGCAGGACGUGGUGCUGGUGCGUAUCUACGGCAACAAAACGGAGCUGUUCGUAGACCGAGACAAUGAGGUGAAGAGCUUCCGAGUGCUGCAGGCGCACCGGUGCGCCCCGCGUCUCUACUGCACCUUUAACAACGGCCUGUGCUAUGAGUUCCUGGAGGGUGUGGCCUUGGAGCCUGAGUACAUCCGCAACCCUGCCAUUUUCAGGCUCAUUGCCAGACAGUUGGCGAAGUACCACGCCAUCCACGCACACAACGGUUGGGUUCCUCGCUCUGAUCUCUGGCUCAAGAUGGGCAAGUACUUCUCCCUCGUCCCCACCCGCUUCGAGAACCCAGAAAAGAACCAGAGGCUGAGCAGCCAGGUGCCCAGUUUGGCAUGUUUGAGAGAGGAGAUGCUGUGGCUCCAGCAGAGCCUCUCCACCCUGGACUCGCCCGUCGUUCUCUGUCACAACGACCUGCUGUGUAAGAACAUCAUCUACCAACAGGCAGGAGAACAUGUCAAAUUUAUUGACUACGAAUACGCUGGGUACAAUUACCAAGCCUAUGACAUUGGGAACCACUUCAACGAGUUCGCAGGUCUGAACGAGGUGGACUACAGUCUGUAUCCUGAGCGCAGCCUCCAGCUGCAGUGGCUGCGAGCGUACCUGGAGGCUUAUAAGGAGUAUAAGGAUCAGGGCUCUGAGGUCUCUGAGGCCGAGGUGGAGGUCCUGUACGUCCAGGUGAACCGCUUCGCCCUGGCAUCUCAUUUCUUCUGGGGACUGUGGGCGUUGAUCCAGGCGCAGUACUCCACCAUCGACUUCGACUUUUUGGGAUAUGCGAUUCUCCGCUUCAGCCAGUACUACAAGAUGAAACCCGAGGUCACUGCUCUGAACCUUCCGGAAUAGUGCCUCGCUCCGGGUGGAUUGUGCUCCCCCUGGUGGACGUGGGCAGCACCAGCAGAGCUUUUGGGUCUGUGGGUUAAAUGCUGCAUUUAUUCGAUUGGAACGCUAGAAGAAAAAACAAAACAUCAUCUCUCUCUCUCUGUUCAGCACUUCGUUUUCCGUUUCUGUCAAGAGCCAUGUCGAAGUGACGUACGUGCUCAUGGGUUGAGGGUGAUAGAGCUCGGGAUGUAGAUGUUCCUCACGACCUGGUGGACCUGGGUUUAGCGGAUUAGGACCAAGAAAAAAAGAAAAAAGAAAAAACACACACAUAAUCAAGGCCUCCAUCUUCAGUACUGAAUGUGUGAGGCUAUAUAUAUAUAUAUACUGUAUAUACCUUAUAUAUAUAUCAUGUAUGUAUAUGAGGUAUAUAUAUAUGUAUAUAUUCUAUGUCCCAGACUUCUUGGUUUGUUUGGCAUUCCUGUUUGUUUACUGUGAAGAUAAGUUUACUGCUGAGUUUCAUCUGCUAGUAUAGAGCUUUCAGAUUAAGGGCUGAGAGUCUUAUAGCUGCUUUAACAUCUGUGAUUGAGGAACCAAACGGAACCUCAAGUUAAGCUCAUGCUUGCUUUAUUAUUAUUAUUAUUAUUAUUAUUAUUAUUUUCUUUUUCCUGUCACUGUGAGCCGCUUCGCUGCGUCUAGUCCCGUAUCUGGUCCAAAAGGUGCUUAGCAAAGAGAUGGAGAGCCUGUAGCUGUUGCCCUACACCGAAGUGCUGAGGUUCUUUUAUAUAUCUAAUAAAUAAGAAGAGGAUUGUUGAGGAUGUUGAGUGUAGCUGAGUGGCCGUCAUGCCUUAAAUCAGGACUUUCUGAUGGACACACCAUGAUGCUAAUCAAGCUUUCAUUUCUCAAUUGCUCAUCGUUCGUUGUAUUAACCCAGGGUUUUGACUUGGAUCUACAAGACCAGACUUGCACUUGUAUGAAUUGGGAGUUUUUUUCUUUUAUUUUAUUCAGAUGUUUAUUUCUGAUAUUUACCCUUCAAGCCCUAUUCGGACAGGAUAAAAAAAAAAAGAAAGUUGCCCAUUUUUUAAGAGGACAGCUAUACAGUGGUACCUUGGCAUAUGCAUUUAAUUUGUUCUCGGAGGCGAGUUCUUUUAAAAUAAUGUAAAUGCAGAAAAUUUGUUCCAGCCACCCAAUUUUUUUUUUAUUUAUUUAUUUAUUUAUUUUUAGCAAUUUCCAACACUAAAAUCUUAUUUUUAUGCAUAUAAAAACAAUCAAAACGUUUAAAAAAAGACAUGUAAAUGUAGUCAAAUUAAAGACAAAAAUUGACAUUAAACCUCACCUAACCUUAAUUUAUGAUUCUUCUUGGCUGCGGCUGCUUUAAAAACCAACUGAAAGUGCUAACACUGCUAACGUUCCUGGGAACCAUGAUGCUACAAUAUGUCUUCACUAAAUCUUCUGCCUGGGGCCGGUUAGAAUUCAAUUCCUCCAGGAGAAUUUGGCCUGUGCAUUAGCUGAGAGCCAGAAAAUUUUCGAGGUCUCAAAAGUCUGACCUCCAGGGGUGUGACCGCGGGUGGGACAUAGACGCGUUCGGCUCGAUUUAUUCACUCGUAUGCCGAAAAUGCUUCGUGUUCCGAAAGUGCAUUUUUCCUUGCACAAUUUUGGUUCUUAAGAUGAAAAUUCGUGAGGUGGGGACGUACGUAUGCCGAGGUGCCACUGUAUUAUGUAAGCAGGAUUCAUUUUCUUUUACACUUUUGAUUGAUUAUUAUUCUCCACAUCUCAUCUCCACGUCAAUAAAUAAAUGGUUUUCAUUUCAUUCACUCUCUUAAAAAUGAACAAGUGAGCUUCUAACAGCAUCGCUUCCGUAAUGUAUUCCCAUUUCCUCGUGGUAUUAUUCCUACAUGUUAAUCUAAGAUGAGGCUUUAUACCUGCUGCAGGUACUGUAAUACUCAUCAUGCAUUAAUCAGAGUGAAAGAUCACCUUUAUUCUUUUUUAUUGUUACUACAUGUACUUUUAACAGACUUCCAGUUAAGAAAGUAUGUAUAAGCUCUCUGUGUGUGUGUGUGUGUGUGUGUGUGUGUGUUUGCACGUGCGCAUGUUGUACAUUUUCAUCGAACAAGCCAGACUAAAAAGCCAUAAAUUUUUUACAAAUGUUUUGCUAACACUAAUUUUCGAGCACACAUACACAUAUAUGGUGAUAAACUCCCAAUCACAUCCUCGUUUACAUUUAACCACACCCACAAAUAUUUUUAAAAGGUGAAGCUCAUAAAAAAUAGGGGGCGGGGGCUAAAUGGUGAAAGUGUGGCGUGCGCUAAAUCUUAUAAUAAUGCAGCUCAGCCACUGCACCGCCUCUACUGUUUCUCCUUUAAAAGGACUGCAGUACCUUUUCUCAUAAUUAAAUAUAUAGUAUUUAUUUGUAAUAGUUUAUUUUUUCAUGAAGCUGAUUGAGUAAAAUAAAUAAAAACAAAAAAGUGAUUUUACUUUGACUGUAUAAACUCGGAGGAGCUUAAUUGCAUCAAGUCGAUCAAUGUUAGCAUUUUCCUCAUAUGUAAACUAUUCCAUUAAAUCCCACUGGAGUAAACUGAUCCUGUCCGAAUAGGGCUUUUUAGCGAGCUCAGUUUUUAAUUCUAAAGCUUAUCUUUCUCUCUCUGUUUCUCGUACACGCACACAUACACAGAAAGGAAUAUCAGCUUUAUCGAACCUGUUACAAACUCGCUCACUUUCUAUGUCGGAUAUUCUGUUCAGGGUCGCCUACGACAUUUUAUCGAGAGCGACUUACAUUUUAUCAGAUUAGAUAUCUGAGCAGGUGUGGGUUAAGGGCUUUGUUCAAGGGCCCAACAGUGGCAAGGGUUUGAACCUGCGACCCUCAGUAUCAGUAGUUACCUUAACCACUGAGCUACCACUGCGCCACACACACUCACACACUCAUGUGUAGCAAACUGACCGUGUUAUAUGUAAUUGAUACUGUGAAAAGGAAGCUCUUUACAUUUUACGCUCUGUUCAUAAUGUGGCUUUUCUAGCCGAGCUUCAUCUCUAGGGAACAAGUUCUCGCUCAUCACAUUUCAUUUGAAUUCAGACAUCUGUGUCCUUAAAAGAAAACUCGGCGAGUCUGUCACGAUCACAUUAUGUUAAAACAGGUUCUCUCUCUCUCUCUCUCUCUCUCUCUCUCUCUUUCUCUCUCUCUCUCUCUCUCUCUCUCUUUCUGCCUUCCCAGCCAGACUGUGUCUAUUGAAACUGAAGUUAUUUUUUUUCUUUCAGACAUGUGAUUGUACAGAAAGUAAUCCAGUGCAAGUGUAAUCCACUACCACUUGAAGAAUAUAUGUGAAUAUGUGUAUAUCUUUAAAAGCAGCUGUAAUAUCUUUGGGAGAUAGUGUACAUAGGGGAGAUUUGCUUUUUUUUUUUUUUUUUCUAAAAAUGAAUUGCUACGAAGCAAGAUGUUUUUUUUGGGGAGGGGUGGCAAGGGAAGUAAAUAAAAUGGGAUGUAUGGAUGAUGUUUAAAGUCUGUAUUUACAUGAUCCGAAUACAAAUAAAAUGAUGAAACGUC
Messenger RNA from Clarias gariepinus (North African catfish), 4823 nucleotides. It is a transcript of the gene etnk1, whose product is annotated as ethanolamine kinase 1. The coding region runs from base 230 to 1312 and encodes 360 amino acids. Gene Ontology annotation, cellular component: cytoplasm. Gene Ontology annotation, molecular function: ethanolamine kinase activity. The transcript has 8 exons. NCBI's taxonomy places the organism in Eukaryota, Metazoa, Chordata, Actinopteri, Siluriformes, Clariidae. The record is from RefSeq and is a predicted model, not a curated record. Gene Ontology annotation, biological process: phosphatidylethanolamine biosynthetic process.